ACGGAACCGGACUCACGUUGCACAAAUGUGUCAAGCGCCCCGGAAUACUGGGAGACUCAGCUUCGUAACAGGGAUUUAAUUAAACAUUGUUUCUUGACAACCAGACGAUACAUUCACAUGAAAACUAACAGAAGAGGAGACGCGUCUGCUGUGUAAAAGUUUGUAACAGACGAGAGUGAAAGAGGCGGCAGCAUCUGCGUGGCUCUUCCAUCCCCUCCCUUUCAACUUCCACUCAUCCCUGUGUUUGCAAGUCUUUCAUAAAGCCCUGCCUUUCUAGCAUUCCGCACAGACUGAAGCACCUGUGUGAACAACCCCACAUGGAACCCAUUUUGAUUGCUGAACAUAUGAAGACCUCUGCUGAUCAACGUGACUGGAUAAAUUCCUACUGAUGUGUGACCAAAACGAAGAGAUGCCCGGUGGCGACAGCGGCCCAGAUGGGGAGGAGCCUGCGUUAACAGGAGAAGAGAGGAUGUCAUCGGGGCUGCAGGACCGCAGCACUCAGUCCGAAUGUGUCAGGGGGGAGGACAAGGAGGAUGAGGAGAUGACUAGUGGAUCACAUGACCUCUCCUCCUCAGACAAUCACAGCCCUGGUAGCGCCACAGGAUCCACAUCCACCUCCACGAAGAGUAGUGUGAAUGCAGACGAGGGCAAAGGUCAGACCCACAAAGAGUUGAUGUACACAGUGGCUGAGAUGAAGAAGAGGCUUCCAUCCGACAAACGCAGCCGCAGCAAAGCCAGCACUGUAGAGGCCUUACAUUAUGCCCUCAAGUGUGUCAAGCAAGUCCAAGCCAAUAGCGAGUAUUACAAACUGCUGAUGCAAAAUGGCCAGGAUGAGAGGAGAGAUGCCACCGUUUGCACUCCUGAAGAGUUGGAGAGGGUCACAUCUGAACACAACCUUAAAAACACGGACUCUUUCGUGGUGGUGUUCUCCCUGUCGAGUGGCCGUGUCUUGCAUGCAUCCGAGCAUGCUCCCAGCAUCUUGUGCUGCAAGAGGAAGUUCCUUGAGUCUGCCAAGUUUGUGGAGCUGCUCUUCCACCAAGAUGUGAAUGUUUUCUACUCACACACGGCGCAGCCGCAUCUACCGCCCUGGACAAACUCACACACAGCGGGGGUUCUAUUUGACUGUGCCCAGGUCAAAUCUUUCUUCUGCAGAAUCAGGGGUGGGAAGGACCGUGAGGGUGAAAUGCGCUACAACCCCUUUCGAAUCACACCCUACUUGCUGAAAGUGCAGGGAACAGGAAGCAGCGGGGAGGAGGAAGAGCCGUGCUGCUUGGCGCUGGCUGAACGCAUCAUUUCAGGAUAUGAGGCACCUCGAAUCCCCAUGGACAAGCGUAUCUUCACCACCACCCACUCACCUGGCUGUGUGUUUCUAGAAGUGGACGACAGGGCCGUACCACUGCUAGGAUACCUCCCUCAAGAUUUGAUUGGCACGUCUUUGCUAACCAGCAUUCACCCAGAGGACCGUCCGCUCAUGCUGUCGAUGCACAGAAAGGUUUUAAAGUAUGCAGGACAGCCACCGUUUGAACACUCGCCGGUGCGUAUGCGCUGCCAAAAUGGUGACUACAUCACGUUGGACACCAGCUGGUCCAGCUUCAUCAACCCUUGGAGCCGCAAGGUGGCCUUCAUCAUAGGACGGCAUAAAGUCCGAACGAGCCCGCUAAAUGAGGAUGUGUUUGCUGCUCACAGUAAAGGGGAUGUACCUGUCACCCAUGAAGAAAUAAAAGAUUUACAAGCCAAGAUUCAUAAGCUCUUCUUGCAGCCUGUCCACAACAACGGUUCCAGCGGUUAUGGCAGUUUAGGAAGUAACGGUUCCCAUGAGCAUUACAUCAGCGUGGCUUCUUCAAGCGACAGCAAUGGGAACUUGUGGGAGGACACACACCGGGAACCUAUGACUCUUCAGCAAAUCUGUGCUGAUGUGAACAGAGUCAAGAAUUGGGGGAAGCAGGCAUAUUUUGAUUCCAAUCGCAAAAUUGCUCUGCUUGGUAAACCAGCUCCAGCACACUUGCCUCCGGUUUUCUCCAGCCCUGAUGUUAGAGAACGUGAGGAAAGCAGAAAGCAAACACACAUUCCCUCCUACCAGCAGAUCAACUGUGUGGACAACAUUAUUAGGUAUUUGGAGAGUUGUACAGGCCCAGCUCUUAAGCGGAAAAGUGAAUCUCAAUCCUUUGCCACCUCUUCUUCUUCAUCCUCCACCUCCGAAGAUGACAAGCCUGCUGGAGCCAAUGAUGCAGCUCAAGCUACUUCAGAUGUAGUGGUGCUGGACAGUGAGGUGUCAGUUGGCCCAAGCACAGCAGCGGUCGUUGGAGCUCCUCUGACAGACAUCACAAUGUCCACUAAGGCAAUGAGUGUGGUCUCUGUCACUAGUCAGUGUUCAUACAGCAGCACCAUUGUCCAUGUGCCUCAGCCUGAAUCAGAGGUUACAGCACUGGAGGAUGUACCAAUGGGAAGUGAUCCUACUGAUCCUGCUCCAACACCUGUCCGCCCGGCUCCGAGCCCUGCCACUGAGGAGCGAAGGCUUGUUGGUCUCACCAAGGAGGUGCUGUCAGCUCACACGCAGAAGGAGGAGCAAGAGUAUGUGGAUCGAUUCCGCAAUCGCAUUCUGCAGAGCCCCUACAGUUUUUAUCUGCAGCUGGACAAUAGCUCCAUGGCUCACUCCCACCACAGAGGUGAAUACCCACGUCCAAUUAGUGGUGGGUUGAACCGCUCUCGAAGAGGAAAGCCCAGACUUAAGCGCCCCAAACCUCAAGGCUCCUCAGACAGCUACACCUCCCCAGCUGGACCUCCUCGUCGUGUCCCAGAGUCCUCCUGGCCCUCCUCAGAAUCCUCCCAGCCCCAGAUGACAGCACCCUACAGUCAAGCAUCCCCUCUUCAAGCACCAUUCAUUCCCAUGAUGGCGACCCAGCCAGCCCCAGAGCAACCACUUAGACCACAACAGCUGCCCGUACCCCCUCCAAUUGCGGUGCAGCCCCCUGACCAGAACCAGCUCAGCUACAACUUCAGCUUCAUGCAGCAAACCCAGAACAUGCCAGGCAUGCAACCUAUGCAGAUGGAAUCCAUCCAGAAUCCGCAGAAUAUCUCUAAUUUUCACUGCAUGCAGCCCAUGGCUCCAGCCCAGAGUAUCAACCCUUUCAUGACACCAGUCAUGGCUGUCAUCCUGCCCAACUACCCAACUUUCACUUCAGGUUACCCAUCUAUUUACCCACCGUCCACUGUCUCUAUGCUGCCCCAGGCACCCAUCGCCAUGGCAGGAUUCGCCCCUACGGCCCCCUUCCCACAACCUCAAUUCCAAGCCCAGCCUGUCCCUCAACACCAGACCUCCCCUGUGCCCCUACUGGGUUCACCCAGAGCCUGCUCUUCUGGCGGUGAGGAGGAGGAAGCGGCUGACCCACGCGCUUUAUUCUCCAGCUCUCGCUCAAGUUCUCCUCUUCAACUCAACUUGCUGCAGGAGGAGCUGCCCAAACCGAGCGAAGGACAGAGCAGCACUGGGCAUAACCAUGCUGAAAGCCUUCAUGAGCAUCGAAACAACAAGGGUGACGCCCCGAGUGAGUCUGGGAACCAUGAUGCUCAGUCGACAUCAAGUGAGCUGCUUGACCUGCUGCUGCAAGAAGAUGCACGGUCAGGGACUGGCUCUAAUGCCUCCGGGUCUGGUUCAGGGGAGUCUGGAGGCUCACUGGGAUCAGGCUCUGGGUCUGGCUCCAAUGGAACCUCUACCUCACACACUGGCAGUAGCAACAGCAGCAAGUACUUUGCCAGCAAUGAUUCAUCAGACACAUCACGCAAAGCCAGAAAAAGCCAGGAAGCACCAGCUGAGCACCAACGCAGCUUCGACACUCAGGUGGAGAACUCGCUAUGGAGCAUGAUCCAGCACACGUCAGAACGUGUCAUGAUGACUUACCAGAUCCACACAAGGGACCAGAAUGAGGUGUUGGCUGAGGACAGGGAGAAGCUACAGGUACUUCAGCCUCUCCAGCCUUGGUUCAGCCAGGAGCAGCGAGAGGAGCUUGCUGACGUCCAUCCCUGGAUCCAGCAGCACACCAUCCCACAAGAAAUAGACACACAGGGUUGUAUGAGCUGCAACAGUGGCGCAGGGGUGGCCCACUCCCCUUCACCCCCAGACCCUGAUAGCUCAUCCCCUCUGGAGAUCCUCGAGCCAGACUCCCUUGUGGACACUUGAGAGAGCUGCAACCCCCAAACAACCAUCAACCUUCGACAGCUCCCUACCAUGCAUCUUGUCUGAUCAGGCCAGAGGAUUAGGGCUCUGUGCUUUAGUUUAACUUGAUAUGUAAAAAAUAUCCAGGGCUGGAUGGACCCUGUGGUGUGUGGAGCAAGAGCGAUGAGCACUUAAUUUUAUUUUACUGGUAUUUACUCUCAAAGUCAGCCCUAACUGACAUUGGACCAUUGGACCGUGACUAUUAUACCUCUCUUCAUGUUUCUCUUUUAAAGUAUAUCCUGUGGCACCAGUUCAUGCAUAUUGCAAGAGGACCCCAUGGCUGCCACCCCAGGAACAUGAACACUGGGCACACUGUAGCUCAAUUGUGACCAAGUGACAGGACAACACACCACACAGGCCCGGUUUGAAGGAUCAGAACACACACUCGACGCUUCAGUAAGAACAGGUUGGACCACUUAAUGUUGGAGCCCCCUGAGAACUGCACGCACACAGUCUUGGAUGGAGACAUUGCUGACCCAGUUUGUGUAUCCAAACACAAACGUUUAUGGACCUGUAGUACAGCUUGUACAGUAUAUGUACCACAAGAACUCCCUCGGUGGCACAGAUACCAUGGUUGACACAUGGUAGAUUGUUUUUAGAAUGUCUGAGACAAAGACGCACAUGCUGCUUUCUGUUAAUAACGCUCUUAAUAUUUUUGGUUUGAUUGCUACUGCAGUGUCAUCUCUGUUCUCCAUAGGUUGAUUGUCUCCGGUCAUGUACCUCUGUCAUGUCUUUUGGGUACAUAAACAGCAGAUACAAUAUGUGGAUUAUUUCAAGAAGAAUUUACAACAGCUUGCGUUUGCGCUCUCCAGAUUCCAGCCUCAUCCUGGUUUUACUUACUUACACAUGAAAUUCCUUUUACUGUCUGGCCCUGUGUGUGUGUGUGUGUGUGUGUGUGUGUGUGUGUGUGUGUGUGAGAGAUGAAUGGUCUAGUCUGAAUAUUGUGGAUGGUUAUCUAAAGCUGUGUGUAUGUGUGUGAUUGCUGCUU
Dunckerocampus dactyliophorus (ringed pipefish) is the source of this 5198-nucleotide messenger RNA. RefSeq names its product period circadian clock 3 (gene per3). The transcript has 23 exons. The coding region runs from base 389 to 4174 and encodes 1261 amino acids. NCBI's taxonomy places the organism in Eukaryota, Metazoa, Chordata, Actinopteri, Syngnathiformes, Syngnathidae. Gene Ontology annotation, cellular component: nucleus; cytoplasm. Gene Ontology annotation, biological process: circadian regulation of gene expression; negative regulation of transcription by RNA polymerase II; entrainment of circadian clock by photoperiod. Gene Ontology annotation, molecular function: transcription corepressor binding; transcription cis-regulatory region binding. The record is from RefSeq and is a predicted model, not a curated record.